CACCCACAAAGAUCUCUUCUUUCAUUGCCUUUUGGUCGCCUCAUCCUUCUUCUUUAUUUGCAGGUGAUCUCUGUAUUUAACUAGCAGUGUCUGGGUAUAGAUGGUCUGCAGCUUCAGCUCACACCAACAUCCACACGUUGUUGUCCGUCUGCAACACACCACCGAGAUCCAUUGCAUAGAUGUAGGAAUGGUGCAGAAUGUGACCCAAGCAGUUCUUCCUCUGUCAAGGCGCUUCCUCUUCCCUCACUUCGCGUGGCGGCGAAACUCUUCCUGCUUAUCGCAGGUCCUGCUGACACGGCUUGACAGCCCUUCUCAACUCAAUCAUGUAAACAAACGUUAUUCAAGACUAAGAAGUGACGCAACCAUGGUCUCUUUUGUGCCCGUGGUGAGGAUGAUGUCCCUCCACGCCCCUCGCGUCACCCUCAAGCCUUGUCACAGGGCCCUGGGUCCUGGCUUCUCUACUUGGCACAAGCUCCCUAUCACCCUAAACAGGGUAUCCUCACUCACAAUACUAAGAAUACACAAAAGUGAUGGAGUACUAGGUGUGCGCCACAUAGCAGAGUGGCACUCUAAACGCGAUAUCAGAGGACUCACCCAGAUGGAAUCCCUGGUGGUGACCUUGUCCCUUGGUGUCUUCUUGUUAUACUUCAUGUGGCUGCGAGAACCCAGUGACAUCGAUGAAUAUUUGAACCAACCCAUCUGGAAGCGUCUGCCAGGCAUUGACCCAGAGAAAGCUGAGCAAAUGAUGGAGGUGGACAAAUCCCUUGGUUUGCAGGUUGAUUAUACUGAGCUUGAGCAGUACAAGCAAGAAUACUAUGCUGAACAAUUUGAUAAAUUAAAUAAAGAGAAACAAGAGAGGAAGAGGCACCAAGCGCUGCUGCAGUCAGUGUCAUCCAACAGAGCAAUGUCCCACAACUCUCAAACACCAACUAAGAUUUGAGAUUAAUGUUGAAACCAACAAGAAAAUAAUCUUCAUGCAACUUCAAAGAUAGGUUAAAAAGGCCACUGCCAAAGUCCCGUUACAAUUUUCAUUAUUAUAAUUGCAGGUAACAAGCCAUCUACACUAGGCAGAACAUGUUACAUGUGGAAUGGGAUGCUGAAUUUUUCAUGUAAAAAGACUAGAAUAUAUAGGUAGAACACACACUACACUAGAUCUAGGCUGAGACAAGGAUGAUGUAAAAUGAAAUGUAAUUGGACUAGGUCACAGGACCUGAUGAAAUAGGUAUGGAAAAUAUUUAAAAAGUUCUUGGGAAAGUUUUAUAAAACAAUGCUAGUUUCUAUGUAAAUGUUGAUUUCAAGUCCCUUGCCUAUAUGUAUCUACAUAUGUAUGGUGCCUGGGACACAAGAAUCUCUUUAUUGUACAUAAUUAUAACAUGUCAAUAAAGUUUUCUCAGAAUC
Molecule: messenger RNA, 1398 nt
Organism: Scylla paramamosain (green mud crab)
Lineage: Eukaryota; Metazoa; Arthropoda; Malacostraca; Decapoda; Portunidae
Exons: 5
Coding region: 101-940 (279 amino acids)
Source: RefSeq, a predicted model, not a curated record